CUCCCUCUUUUCAGCUUCUCUCUCUGAUCCCAGGGGAGGGAAACGGGAAUAGUGAGAGAUCAAAAAUAAACCUCUUAUGUCAAAGCCGGGAAGGAAGUAUAAAUACGGUGCUUCCCGGGCUGGGGCGGAGCAGGCGGCACGCGGGGCUGUGAGCUGGGCGGGCGGGCGCGAGCGGGAGGAGCGCUGUGCGGGCCCCACCGGCCUCCCAGGCACCGCGGCAGCCGACUGCCGCGCCCCCUGGCCGAGGACCCCGCAACCCCGCCGCGCUCUUCUUCCCUGCAGUGCUUGUCCGGCGCGCGCUCGGGCCACCCGCACCUGCCCGCGCCGGGCCGGCUUCUCCCCUGCCCCGCGCCGCGCCGCAGCCCCCAUGCGCCCCGCCGCCCAGCGCUGGCCGCCGCUCCAGCUGCUGCUGCUGCUGCUGUUGCAGCUGCCGCUGCCCGCUCGCAGCGCCCCGGGCCGCAGGGAAACCGGGGGGGCUGUCCGGGAGCUGGUGCUGCCCACGCGGCGGACAGGCGUUGCAGGCGGGCUGGCGCUCCACCUGUCCGCCUUCGGCCGCAGCUUCGAGCUGCACCUGGAGCCCGACUCUAGCUUCCUGGCGCCGGGGUUCAGGAUCGAGCGGCUCGGGGGCCCUGGCGGGCCGGCGGGGGCCGAGCGCGGGCUGCGCGCCUGCUUCUUCUCGGGCACCGUGAACCGUCGGCCCGAGUCGCUGGCCGCGGUCAGCCUGUGCGGCGGGCUCAGCGGUUCCUUCCUGCUGGACGGCGAGGAGUUCACCAUCCAGCCCCAGGCCUCGGGGGGCUCCCUGGGCCAGCCGCACCUCCUGCAGCGCUGGGGCCCCGCGGCGCGCACCCCUCUCUCCGGAGGUCCCGAGUGGGAGGCGGAGAAGGCAGAGGGGCCAAGGCCUGGCGAGGAACUGGAGGAAGAGGAGGAGGAAGAGGUGGAGGGCGAGGUAGAGGAGGCAACGGGCGCCAGCGAGCCGCCACCCCCUUUGGGGGUCACAAGCAGGACCAAGCGGUUCGUGUCCGAGGCCCGCUUCGUGGAGACGCUGCUGGUGGCAGACGCGUCCAUGGCUGCCUUCUACGGGGCCGACCUGCAGAACCACAUCCUGACGCUCAUGUCAGUGGCAGCCCGCAUCUACAAGCACCCCAGCAUCCGGAACGCCAUCAAUCUGGUGGUGGUCAAGGUGCUGAUAGUGGAGGACGAGGCAUGGGGCCCGGAAGUGUCCGACAACGGCGGGCUCACGCUGCGCAACUUCUGCAGCUGGCAGCGGCGCUUCAACCAGCCCAGCGACCGGCACCCUGAGCACUUUGACACGGCCAUCCUGCUCACCAGACAGAACUUCUGUGGCAAGGAAGGCAUGUGUGACACCCUGGGCGUGGCUGACAUUGGGACCAUCUGUGACCCCAAUAAGAGCUGCUCUGUGAUUGAAGAUGAUGGGCUCCAGGCAGCCUACACACUGGCCCAUGAGCUGGGACAUGUCCUCAGCAUGCCCCAUGAUGACUCCAAACCCUGCGCUCGGCUCUUUGGACCCAUGGACAAACACCACAUGAUGGCACCCCUCUUCAUCCACCUCAACAAGACACUGCCCUGGUCACCCUGCAGUGCCAUGUACCUCACAGAGCUCCUGGAUAGCGGUCAUGGAGACUGUCUUCUGGAUACCCCCACAGCAGCCCUGGCCCUGCCCACAGACCUCCCAGGCCGCAGCGCGCUCUAUGAGUUGGACCAGCAGUGCAGGCAGAUCUUUGGGCCAGGUUUCCACCACUGCCCCAACACUUCUGCACAAGACGUAUGCGCCCAGCUCUGGUGCCACAUGGAUGGCCCUGAGCCCCUUUGCCACACGAAGAAUGGCAGCCUGCCCUGGGCAGACGGUACGCCCUGUGGGCCUGGACAACUGUGCUGGGAUGGCAGCUGUCGCCCAGAGGAGGAAGUGGAGACACCUAAGGCUGUGGUGGAUGGCGGCUGGGCCCCCUGGAGUCCCUGGGGGGAGUGUUCCAGGACCUGCGGGGGAGGAGUCCAGUUUUCACAUCGAGAGUGCAAGGACCCAGAGCCUCAGAAUGGAGGGAGGUACUGCCUGGGCCGGAGAGCCAAGUACCAGUCGUGCAACACGGAGGAGUGCCCCCCCGACGGGAAGAGCUUCCGGGAGCAGCAGUGUGAGAAGUAUAAUGUCUACAAUUACACAGACCUGGAAGGGAACCUCCUGCAGUGGGUCCCCAAGUAUGCAGGGGUGUCCCCGCGGGACCGCUGCAAACUGUUCUGCAGAGCCCGGGGGAGGAGCGAAUUCAAAGUUUUCGAGGCCAAGGUGAUUGAUGGCACCCUGUGCGGGCCUGAGACUCUGUCCAUCUGCGUUCGCGGCCAGUGCGUCAAGGCCGGCUGUGACCACGUGGUGGACUCGCCCAGGAAGCUGGACAAAUGCGGGGUGUGCGGGGGCAAAGGCAACUCCUGCAGGAAGGUCUCUGAUUCUGUCAGCCCCUCCGGCUAUGGCUACAAUGACAUCGUCACUAUCCCAGCUGGUGCCACGAACAUCGACAUAAAGCAGCGGAGCCACCCAGGGGUCCUGAACGACGGCAAUUACCUGGCAUUGAAGACGGCUGACGGUCAGUACCUGCUCAAUGGCAACCUGGCCAUCUCGGCCAUCGAGCAGGACAUCUUGGUGAAGGGGACCAUUCUGAAGUACAGCGGCUCCAUUGCCACUCUGGAGAGGCUGCAGAGCUUCCAGCCCCUGCCAGAGCCCCUGACAGUGCAACUCCUGACUGUCCCUGGGGAGGUCUUCCCCCCCAAGGUCAAGUACACCUUUUAUGUCCCCAAUGAUGUGAACUUCAGUGUGCAGGGCAGCCAAGAACGAGCCACCACCAAUGUGAUCCAGCCCCUGCUCAGUGUACAGUGGGUGUUGGGGGACUGGUCCGAAUGUUCCAGCAGCUGCGGCACCGGGUGGCAGCGUCGGACCGUGGAGUGUCGGGACCCCUCAGGCCAGCCCUCUGCCACCUGCAGUAAGGCUCUGAAACCAGAGGAUGCCAAGCCCUGUGGGAGCCAGCCAUGUUCCCUGUGACUUGGGGCCAUGAGGGUUGAAUUAUACUCUAGGACUUGGGGUGAUGGGGUACAGACACAGUGACCCCCCCCGAAAUGGUGACUCCAUGUGUGGAGGUGUUAUGCCCUGCCCCAACCUCCCAUUGCCACAACCCUUUGGGUUUGGCAUGAAUAGAAGGGGGAGGAAAAGAGACUAUGGAGACAACAGAUUCUAGUGUUUGUCUAACAGGAGGGACCUGGCUUGGGUUCAAGUAGAAGGCAAAGAUGGAAAGGUACAAAGUGUAUUUGUUGACCCAAACAGGAGACAUGCCUGGCCUGUUUGUAAAGGACUAGCACAGAUAAAUGAAAAAAAAAAUUUUUUCUAUGUGGUUUCCCCUAUAAAUAGUCUACCUCAGAGGAGAAGAAAUAAUGCAUAGAAUGGAGGUAAGAUGGGGGGAGAGCUGGUCAUAGUUAGAGGUCAAGGCAAGCUCCUUGAUGUCUUCAGACAUGAUCUUGGCCAUGGUCAGCAGGGCCCCAGGGUUUUAGGACUGUGGAAGCCACUGUGUUCUCCGGCCUCCACCUAUAGAACUGACUCUAUAGGUCAAGCAUUUAUGCAAAUGUAUCUCUAAACUAAAGUGUGGUCCAGUGCCAA
Messenger RNA from Erinaceus europaeus (western European hedgehog), 3652 nucleotides. It is a transcript of the gene ADAMTS8, whose product is annotated as ADAM metallopeptidase with thrombospondin type 1 motif 8. Lineage: Eukaryota; Metazoa; Chordata; Mammalia; Eulipotyphla; Erinaceidae. The record is from RefSeq and is a predicted model, not a curated record. Gene Ontology annotation, biological process: proteolysis; extracellular matrix organization. The coding region runs from base 77 to 3043 and encodes 988 amino acids. The transcript is spliced from 9 exons. Gene Ontology annotation, molecular function: metalloendopeptidase activity; zinc ion binding.